This is a messenger RNA of Arachis stenosperma, 1251 nucleotides long. RefSeq lists its product as uncharacterized. The record is from RefSeq and is a predicted model, not a curated record. Bases 1 to 1251 code for a protein of 416 amino acids. The transcript has 3 exons. Lineage: Eukaryota; Viridiplantae; Streptophyta; Magnoliopsida; Fabales; Fabaceae.
AUGGUGCCAGAUCAGAGAAACGAGCUUCCAAACAUGGACAUGCACACCUUCGCAAGCAUGAUGAAUCAAUUCAACAUCAUGCAGUCUCAGCAAGCAAGGAACAACAUGAGUCCUCUCACAGAUCCAUCAAGCCCGUACUACCUGCAUCCUGUUGGGAAGAGCAAUGUGGAGAGCGUUGAGGUCAAAAAUAAGGUAAAAUUUGUUGAUGGUUCAAUUGCAAAACCAGAUGAGAAUGAUUCACUGUAUGAAGCAUGGGAUAGAUGUAAUAAUAUCGUCAUUUCUUGGAUAACCUUGGCAUUAAGUCCAGAAAUUGCUCAAAGUGUGAUAUGGCACGAUAUUGCAGCAGAUUUGUGGCGAGACCUAAAACACCGGUAUAGUCAAGGGGAUAUAUUCAAGAUGGCCGAACUUGAUGAUGAACUAAGCACAAUCAAGCAGGGUGAACUCUCUGUCACAAAAUACUUCACCAAAUUGAAGGCAAUUUGGGAAGAACUUGAAAAUCUGCGACCCAUACCUCCUUGUGUAACGUGUGCAGCAACUAACUGUGCAUGUGGUCUGGAGAUGGUCAGAAAGUACAGAGAAGAUGCCUAUGUGGUACGAUUCCUGAAAGGAUUGAAUGAAGCUUACUCUCAUGUGAAAUCACAAGUCAUGUUGAUGAAGCCAAUGCCAAAGAUUGAUCAAGCCUUCUUCAUGCUACUUCAGCAAGAACGGCAAAUAAAUCAGACUGAACCUGUAUUUGAUGCUAGAACCCUCAUGAGCGCUUCAAGCAACACUCCUCAAGCAAAUAGAGGAAGGGGGCGUGGCAGAGGAGCUGGCAGGGGAAGAGGGAGAACACCUUCCAAACAUUGUUCAUAUUGUGGUAAGACUGGCCACUUGGUUGAUGUAUGUUACAAGAAACACGGAAUGCCACCUCAUCUCAAACAAGGUGGAACAAGCUUCAUCAACAAUGUAGCUGCUGAAGAGAAUCCUGACACAAACAGCAGCGCCAUUGAAGAGGAAAGUAAGGCUGAGCUAGAGUUUAUCCUAGAGCAAAAACGCGCACUACUGUCUCUGCUGCAGCAAUCAGAUGCACAACAAAUCCAAAAGAUGAUAGGUACAACAAACCAAGUGGUAUCACUCCCAUCCAACCAAGCUAAUGAGGCCAUGUCUUGUGAGCAACAGUUCAGUGGUAAUAAUUCACCACUCACCAAAGAGAACAUUGAUAUAUGCGUGAUGUGGCACAUGUUGCAGGAGCUAUUGUUAGACUACUAUUGA